This is a messenger RNA of Gadus morhua (Atlantic cod), 4094 nucleotides long. RefSeq names its product polypyrimidine tract binding protein 1a (gene ptbp1a). The record is from RefSeq and is a predicted model, not a curated record. Gene Ontology annotation, biological process: mRNA processing. The coding region runs from base 84 to 1799 and encodes 571 amino acids. Gene Ontology annotation, cellular component: nucleus. Lineage: Eukaryota; Metazoa; Chordata; Actinopteri; Gadiformes; Gadidae. The transcript is spliced from 16 exons. Gene Ontology annotation, molecular function: RNA binding.
GUGAGUUCAGCCAUUUUGUAAGAAAAUCCACCAGGUCGGCCGCCCUCCUCCCUCCGCCUCAGACCCGCGCUCUGUACUGUGCAAUGGACGGCCGCCUUAACGCUGAUCUGUACCCCCUGGGAUCCGGCUACGUCCCUGAGAUUGGCAGUGUCCAUGACAUAUCAGUUGGCACAAAGAGGGGAUCUGAAGAACUCUUUUCUUCCUGCAUAGCAAACGGGCCCUAUAUCAUGAGCUCAGCCAAUGGCAACGACAGCAAAAAGUUCAAAGGUGACAUCCGGAGCCCGGGUGUGCCUUCCCGGGUCGUUCACCUGCGUAAGCUGCCCAACGACAUCAACGAGACCGAGGUGAUCGGGCUCGGCCUCCCCUUCGGCAAGGUCACCAACCUGCUGAUGCUGAAGGGGAAGAACCAGGCGUUCUUGGAGCUGAACAGCGAGGAGUGCGCCCAGACCAUGGUGAGCUACUACUCCUCCGUCACCCCCCUGAUCCGGAACCACCCGGUCUACGUCCAGUACUCCACCCACAAGGAGCUGAAGACCGACAACUCUCCUAACCAAGUGCGCGCCCAGGCAGCCCUGCAGGCCGUGAACGCCCUGGACGGGGAGGUGGUGGGCGACAUGGGGUGCCCCCUGUCCCAGAGCCCCGUGCUCAGAAUCAUCGUGGACAACCUGGUGUACCCCGUCACCCUGGAAGUGCUCUACCAGAUCUUCUCCAAGUUCGGGGUCGUGCUGAAGAUCAUCACCUUCACCAAGAACGGCCAGUUCCAGGCGCUGCUGCAGUACGCCGACGGCAUGGCCGCCCAGCACUCUAAACUGUCCCUGGACGGGCAGAACAUCUACAACGCCUGCUGCACGCUGAGGAUCAGCUUCUCCAAGCUCACCAGCCUCAACGUCAAGUACAACAACGACAAGAGCCGGGACUACACCAGGCCGGACCUGCCCACCGGAGACUCCCAGCCCCCCAUGGACCACCAGGCCAUGGCCGCCGCCUUCGGCAUGGGCACGCUGCACGCCGCUCCAGGACUCAUCUCCGCCUCUCCUUACGGCGGAGCGCACGGCUUCCCGCACGGCUUCGCCAUCCAGCAAGGUCUGUCCAUGGCGGGCAUCCCAGGCGCCCUGGCGUCCAUGGGUGUCCACGGGCACGGUGGCAUGGCGGCUGCAGCGGCCGCUGCCAAUCGUCUCAGCCUAUCAGGGCUCACCGCCGCAGGGGGCCACAACGUCCUCCUGGUCAGCAACCUGAACCCAGAGAGCGUUACGCCACACUGCCUCUUUAUUCUUUUCGGCGUGUAUGGCGACGUGAUGAGGGUCAAGAUCCUGUUCAACAAGAAGGAGAACGCUCUGAUCCAGAUGUCUGACGGGACCCAGGCUCAGCUAGCCAUGAGUCACCUGAACGGCCAGCGGCUGCACGGGCGAGCCAUGCGCGUCACCCUGUCCAAGCACACCACGGUGCAGCUCCCCCGGGAAGGCCACGAGGACCAGGGCCUGACCAAGGACUACAGCACCUCCCCGCUGCACCGCUUCAAGAAGCCCGGCUCCAAGAACUACUCCAACAUCUUCCCUCCCUCCGCCACGCUCCACCUCUCCAACAUACCGCCCGCUGUGGUGGAGGAGGAUCUCAGAGGACUGUUCGCCAGCUCAGGAUCCACCGUCAAAGCCUUCAAGUUCUUCCAGAAGGACCGCAAGAUGGCUCUGAUCCAGAUGGGCUCAGUGGAGGAGGCCAUCGAGUCCCUCAUCGAGUUCCACAACCACGACCUGGGAGAGAACCACCACCUCCGGGUGUCCUUCUCCAAGUCCACCAUCUAGCACCCCCCUGUCCCCGACCUUCACCCAAGUGCCCUUACUUUAACCCCCACCAGGCCGCGUCUCUGUCCUCGUCUCCAGAUGGACCUCCGUCGGGACGGGACGUUGGUCUCACGCUCAGUGGCUCGUUGUUUCAGAACCUUGCUCGCGGCCCUUCAUUCCCGCUCUAACUCUUGUGAUUGGUCAACCAGUCGAGUCUGAAGUGGCAGGGAGGUGGGCAACGUUCUGUGACAACGCGCCCGGGGGGGGGGGGUUAAGUAGGGUCGGUUGAUAGACUGUCACUUUAGACCAAAACGCUUUAGAACGACACCAUCCACCACGUACGUCUGUGGACGAAGCAGAUCCACGCUAGACACACUUCAGCAUUCCUUGGCUAGACCAUGAUCCUUAUAGUAGAUACUAUACACAUCUAUGUGUGCCUUUAUCGAUAUGCCACUUCUCACAACUAUUUGGCCAGUCUGAGGGAGUUUGGGACAGUGGGUUUUAUUUUUUGGUUCGCGGACCAUCCAACUUUUUAUUUUGUUUGAUCCAACAUCCAUUUUAUAUGAAAUUGUAGCUUCUUCGUGUUAAUAUCCCCCCACAGCUGUUCGGGGAUCCAAGACCACUAUAUCACCUCGUAGAUACUUAACAGAGGAAGUGCAUCUCUUUCUCUAACCCGGUGCCUUACCUCGCUGUGGCCAGAACGCCUCCAGCAUCAGCAGGCUUCAAGUAGACGUGUGAAGGCCACCCAGUGUUGGCCGUGCCUCUCAAAAUACUCGUUGGUAGAGGAUGGCUGGCUGCAUCACAUCCUUGUUCUUUUGUUUACUGAAGAAUCAGAAAUACUUGGGUCAUUUGAAGAAAAAAACGCAUAUAUAUUCCCCCAAAUUAAAUGUAUUUAGAAACUUGUGAAUUUAAUUCAAAUAGAUGCAAAUCCUAUAUCUUUAAUUGCUGUAGUUUAUUGUUGGGGUGUGUGUGUGGGAGGAGUGUGGCUGUCCUUGGCCCUGGUUCUUUUAAAGUGUAUCUCUGGGCCGAGCACACCGAGGCCUUGGUCUACACGCCCCCAGCAAGCAUAUAUAGUUAUAUAUCUCUAUAGUUGGACGCCUCUUGGGCCUAGUCCUUCAUAUCCUCCUCUUUUCUGUUUAGUAUUUACACGUGUAUCGCCUAUAUACUGUAUUCUUUGUGUAGUGGCUGGCUGUGUGACCACGACCGUGUGCCUUGAAUUCCCAAAUCGGUAGAACCUGAGCCGGAGGAGUCUCUCGUUCCCGCUGGUUGACCUUUUGGCUCAGCGGAGCAUAUGCCUUUUUUCUUUUUUUCGUUGUAUCCAGGUAUCCCAGCCCAAGUUCUUUUUGUUGUCUUGGUGACGAGUAUCUAUUAAUACUGAUGGCCGUGAUGGAUAAACCAAUCAUAGUCCGACAGCUGUUAUUUUAUUCGUUAGGAAGUGUUUUUGUUUGGGUUCUUUUAUACCGUGACCCCGUAUCGCUCUGGCCCCAGUCAGACAAUUUUACCUUUAUUUUUGUCGUUUUUUUUUUCGUUGUGCGCUUUGUCACCCUUGUAGGUGCUAGUUAAUAUCACGCUUGAGUCUUAAAACAGUCGUCACAUUCGUGCUAGUCUAGAAACCCGAGGCGGUUUCUAUUUUUGUAAAAAGAGAUGAAACCUGGUCUUAUGCAUGGUUUAGCGCCUCCUGUAGCGACAGACGGUUAUUGCUGUUAUACGGACCAAAGUAUGUUUGACCCCAGCGUUCUGUUGGGCUUUCUUUCCACGUUGGUGAUCUGUUAAACACCCCCUUUCCACAUUCCCUCUUAUGGUUUAUAAAUAGAUACAGCCUCACAAGUUACUCAUUAUAUACUGUACUUUGAACCCGUCUAGUUUGAUUAACGUUAAAAGCCUUUUUGUUGGUUUUGAAUGGAUGCUUAACUACCCACGGCCGUAGCUGUGAUAUCGAUGGUGUUGAUGGUGGCCUGUCUUUUGAUGGUAAAAGCUUUUAUUUGUCAUUAUUUUUUAUAUAUAUAUAUAUGGGGGGGGGGGUUCAAUCUUAUAUGAAGCGGGGUUGAUAGUUGUAUAUAUUCGUGUUUUUGUACCACAAAAUCAUUUGGAUUCUGUAUAUCCACUUUACAUACAAAACAUGUAUAUUUUGAUAAAAUGGUGCAGUUCUGCAACACUCUCUAGAGCUGUGAAGAGAAUUUUUGUACCACAAAGACAAUAAAUCAAUCAAAACACAAGCGUAUAUGUAUGUGCCCUCCCACCGCCCGGCUCCCCUCCGCUACGCUGUCUCGCUCAACGAUUUACGCUGCCUUCAAUAAAUCUUUGUUUCUUUCUUCA